AUGUCCAAACCACGCAUGCUGUCCUCGCAGCCCAAACGCUCAUGGGGCGACUCGCCCAACUCGGACAACGACGAACCCGAAAACACGCGACCCGACUUCGUACUCGGGUCGGACGAGUGGCCGCCGACGCCGCCUAAGAAGCGCACGGCGGUGGUCACCGCCGCGAAGGGCAAGCAGCCGAGUGCGAUGGGAGGAUUGGGCGGACAGUCGGGCGCGAGGGCGAUGGGAGGACAGGCGCAGGGGAGGCCGCUCGCGAGCGUGCAGAAGCCCGCGUUCGUCAAGGAGUCUCCUGGUGGAAGCAAGGUCCCUCUCGCGCCGCUCUUCCGCCGUGCUCCCUCCGCCUCGACUUCCUCCUCCUCCUCGCGUCCCGGGCCGUCGACCUACGCCUACAACAACCCCACGACCGGCUCCGUCCUACCCAAGAAGCGCACCCUGCCCUGGGAAGAACUCGAAGCCUCGACCUCACGCUCAACCACCUCUUCCUCCUCCUCGUCGCGCAACUUUCACGAACUCGCCGGUCCGUCAGGCGUCAGGAACGCAGCGGGCGGUGCAGGGAGGUUGUUGAUGAGCGAGUCGAUGGAUAUCAAGCAGAAGGUCGUCUUGAGUCCGGAACAACAGACGGUUCACAAGUUGGUUGUCGAGGACGGCAAGAACGUCUUCUUCACCGGGUCCGCCGGAACGGGCAAAUCCGUCCUCCUCCGCGAAAUCAUCUCGUCCCUCAAGCGCAAAUACAAAUCCAACGCCGACGCCGUCGCCGUCACGGCCUCGACGGGCAUGGCGGCGUGCAACAUUGGUGGACAGACGAUUCACUCGUUUGCGAGUAUCGGGAUCGGGACGGGCAGUGUCGAGCAACUGGUUGCCAACAUCAAGAAGAACAGGAACGCCAAUGCCAAGUGGCAGAGGGUCAAGGUGCUCGUCGUCGACGAAGUCUCGAUGGUCGACGGGAUCCUCUUUGACAAACUCGCCAAGAUCGCCGAGUCGCUCAAGAAGAACCCGCGCUCGAAGACGGCGUCGUCCAAACCUUUCGGGGGCAUCCAGCUCGUCGUAACAGGCGACUUCUUCCAGCUCCCGCCCGUCACCAAAGGCUCGAGUCCGACGUUCGCGUUCGAGGCGCAGGCGUGGAAGGAGUGUAUCCACCACACGGUCAACUUGACGCAGGUGUUUAGGCAGAAGGAUACGGAGUUCAUCGACAUGCUGAACGAGAUGAGGUUCGGCAAGUUGAGCCAGUCGUCGAUCGACAAGUUUUACGCGCUCAAGCGCGAACUCAAGUACAGCGAGAUCGAGCCCACCGAGCUCUUCCCCAUGCGCCACGACGUCGACCGCGCGAACCAAAACCGCCUCCGCUCACUCGCAGGCGAAUCGCGCCUCUUCCGCGCCGAAGACUCGGAACCCGACCCCUCUAAACAAGGCCAAUGGUUCAAAAACAUCAUGGCGCCCGACGUUCUCGAACUCAAGAUUGGCGCUCAGGUCAUGUUGAUUAAGAACUUGGACCAGAACUUGGUCAAUGGCACGGUUGGGCAUGUGGUGGGUUUUGGGGUGCCGGAACUUGCGGAUGACGAGGAUGAGGACGGGGGAGAGGGGAAGGAAGGAUGGACGCUCAAUUCGUGCGACGAGCCGGUGCGGAUCAAGGGCGAGAUGAGCGUCACCGAGGCGCGCAAGAGGCAGAAGAUUGCCGAGGGCGUCGCGAGCGGGAGGAUCGAGCAGGGUCCGGUCGUCGCGUGGCAGACGCCGAACGGGAUCGAGAAGAAGGUCAUGGUCCGCGAGGAGUUCAAGCACGAGGACAACAACGGGCAGAAGUUGAGUUGGCGGAAGCAGUACCCGAUCAUCCUCGCCUGGGCGAUGAGCAUCCACAAGUCGCAAGGCCAGACGAUCCAGCGCGUCAAAGUCGACCUCGGCAAAGUCUUCGAGAAGGGCCAGUCGUACGUCGCCCUUUCCCGCGCCACGUCCCUCGAGGGACUGCAGGUCCUCCGCUUCGAUCCGAAAAAGGUGCUCGCGCACGAAAAGGUCAUCCAGUGGAGCCGCUCCCUCGAAGUCCUCAGCUAG
Messenger RNA from Rhodotorula toruloides NP11, 2043 nucleotides. Its product is annotated as mitochondrial dna helicase. The record is from RefSeq and is a predicted model, not a curated record. Gene Ontology annotation, molecular function: DNA helicase activity; ATP hydrolysis activity. The transcript has 11 exons. NCBI's taxonomy places the organism in Eukaryota, Fungi, Basidiomycota, Microbotryomycetes, Sporidiobolales, Sporidiobolaceae. Gene Ontology annotation, biological process: telomere maintenance; DNA repair. The coding region runs from base 1 to 2043 and encodes 680 amino acids.